Aedes albopictus (Asian tiger mosquito) is the source of this 2079-nucleotide messenger RNA. RefSeq lists its product as uncharacterized. NCBI's taxonomy places the organism in Eukaryota, Metazoa, Arthropoda, Insecta, Diptera, Culicidae. The transcript is spliced from 2 exons. Bases 18 to 1682 code for a protein of 554 amino acids. The record is from RefSeq and is a predicted model, not a curated record.
ACGAAUAUGAAGAGAAGAUGGAUGCACUUGUCAGCGAUGCGAACACAUACGAAAGGAUCGAUACGGAUUGGACUAAUAAAAUACAAACACACAACAACAAGCUAGUGAAUAAGCUCUUCGACCAGAAGAUGAUCGAUCAACAAACCAGGUCGAAGUUGGUUUCCUACCACGCGACCUGUCCAAAAAUAUACGGGCUCCCUAAAAUACACAAACCGGACAGUCCACUCAGAGUCAUAUUAUCGUGCAUUAAUUGCCCGACAUAUGAUCUGUCCAAGUACCUUGCAGACAUACUACACCGCUCGAUCGACCACGACAAAUACAAUGUGCAAAAUUCAUAUGAGUUCUGCACAUUCAUAAACAAUAUCAACCUGCCUCCAGGCUAUGUAUUGGUCUCGUUCGAUGUGGUAAGCCUGUUUACGUGUAUUCCACGGGACGUUGCGAUAGAAGCGGUGCGAAAGAACUGGAGUAUGAUCGAGAAAAACACCACAAUAAAGAAUGUCGAAAUGUUCAUAGAACUAAUUAAAUUCAAUCUCUCCUCCAGUUAUUUCGUCCACCGUGGCAACUUCUACUGUCAAAAGUCGGGAACGGCAAUGGGUAACCCAUUGUCUCCGGCUCUUGCAGAUUUAGUGAUGGAAACAUUGCUAGAUCACGUGCUUGAAGGGAUUGAUAUUCCUAUUCCAUUUUUGAAAAAGUACGUCGACGAUUUGAUCACCGCUCUCCCAAUCGACAUGAUUGAACAUGUGAGAAAUGCGCUCAACGAGUUCAACUCACACAUUCAAUUCACGUGUGAAAUGGAAAAUAAUAAUCAGCUGCCGUAUCUUGACAUGCUGCUUAUACGCACAGCGCAGCAAAAAAUCGUCACCGACUGGUACAAAAAACCUGUAGCAUCGGGGCGCAUUUUGAAUUAUUUUUCAUUUCACCCUCUCACACAAAAACUAAACACGGCCACUGGCUUUAUUGGGAGAGUGUUCAAGUUGUCGACGUGCAGAUCAGAAAAUGAGAAAAAAGAGUUGGUCCGGGAUUAUCUGCUAAACAACAACUACUCAAGUUCAUUGAUAAAUCGGUUGAUAAACCGAUAUAUCAACAAGAACACAAACACACAUGAGAGUAACAGCAGUACACAUCCCGAACCAAAAAUGUAUCGAUCUCUUCACCACGUAGAGAAGCUCACGCCGGCUCUCGCAAAAGUCAUCAAUAGAAACUUCCCCAACGUUCAACUGGGCUUCAAAUGCGUCAAAACAAACAGACUGUUGUUUUCGAAGCUCAAAGAUGCAACGCCGCAGUUGGAGAAGAGAAAUGUGAUUUACCGCAUUCCCUGCGCCGAUUGCGACUGCGCAUACAUUGGGCUGACUACGCAACAGUUGAAAAACCGUCUCUCUGGGCAUCGGUCUCUCAUUAACCGAUACGCAGAUUUGAAAUCUUCCGACCCGAACAGAGCGACGGAGAGGGAGGAAGAAUUCAAAAAGACGGCGUUGAUGGUCCAUGUGAUUGAAAACGAACACCGAUUCGAUUUACCUGGUACUAAAAUUCUAGAACAGGACAAUCGUUUGAACGCACUUCAAGUUCUUGAAAUGUGUCACAUUUUUUGUGACACCAAAACGGUUAACUAUAGAACCGACACAAGUAAUUUAAGUGUUGUUUACUCGGGUCUUCUGCACUCAAUCACGAACGGACAAAGAUAGCAGAACAUCGUCACAGCACGCUGUGAUUCUCUGUUUCUGUUAAUGUUUCCGUCCUUUAUGUUCCAUCUUUUCGUUUGACGUCUCCACUCAUAGACAUUUUAAUUCAAACCUGUUUAGAUGUGCCUAGGUGAAAGCUGUGUAAGUUUGUGCUCCGUCCAAUGUUUUAAUUAUUGUAAAAACGAAUCAAGUCAUUAUGUCCGAAAUUUGUAUGUAUAAUUACAGUGUAAUGUUGUUAGCCGUUCCAUCAGUCCAUGUCCAAACCCACUUGACCUAAAAACAACUUUUGAUUUUGCCCUGAAGAUGAGUGAAUAAACGCUCGAAACGUCGGCUUUAAUUAAAACAGUUGUUUUAUAAGCAACCCGAGGACCGAAAAUACGCCAGCAAUCGCUAUCAAAAA